AUGUCUUUUGAAGUUGUCAAGAGAUCAAGCACCAUGUCGCAGAACAAUAUGUUUAGGUUGAUGAUAGUUAGACUAAUGCAGAAGAUUGGAAAGGAACUGAUGAGAAAAUGUGAACUACAUAUUGACGUGGAGAGGGUUUUCUCUGGCUUCAUCAUCUCAACAAAACAGAAUAUUCAAGAGUCAAUCAAUUGCUGUCUGGAGUGGAAGGAAGGAUACAAAGAGGUAUCUGAGUGUUUAAUCAAGGAGCAAGCUAUUCAACCCCUGGAAGAUGAAACGGGAAUAUUUACACAGAUAGACGCAUUCAUGCAGAGAUGCAGAGAUCUACUGGAUAUAGCAGACUGUCAAGCACAGUUCGCCAGAUGGCUGGAUGGUGAGAAAGCUCCAGUACCAAAUGUAGGUGAUGGUGACUCUGCCUUGAGCAAGGGGUUGGAGAAUAUUGAAAAGAUUUAUGAUAAAUGUCUUCAGUCUCUAUACCAAGUAAGACACACUAUUCUAAACCCCUCAGAUUCCUCUUGGAAUAAUAAUUACCAGAAGUUUCGUCUUGGCGUGAAUGAGACUGAGAAUCUUGUUGAACAGGUUCUCAAUGAUGCCUUUGAGACCGUUACAAGUGUUAAAGAAGGUGUUGAAAUCUUGGAUGUAUUUUACCAGUAUACCCCUAGGCAGCGCAUACGACAGGUGUAUGAGGGAAAAAUAGAACGUGUCUAUAGAAAAUUUAAUACACAGCUUCAGCAAGUCAGAAGAAAACUAUCUAAUAAUAAACAAUUAGGGAUUCUUGAUCAGCCAAGGUUUUCAGGAAAGAAUAUUUGGCUAAACAAUCUCCAGACAAAGAUCAAUUCAACAAUUAACAUAUUACAAAGUGCCAGCUGGUUUUCUGUCUAUGGGAUCAUGAAUGUGAGUAAAGCGGAAUACAGAGGAGUUAUGGAGAUUAUAACACGUCAAAUUUCAGAGGUUAAUAAACAAUGGAAUAAAAGUUUGGAUAAAAACUCAUCCAAAAAGUUAGAAAGUUAUCUUUUAAAUGCAAACUUACACACUCAGGGCACUAUGGACAUAAAUUUUGAUCGAAACUUAAUCAAGCUUGUAAAGGAAGUUGAAAUCUGGACAACAUAUAACUUUAGCAUUCCUAGUCAUGUUAAAGGUAUUUACAACAAGAUUGGUCCAACCAUGUGUUUUCUAAAGACAAUAACAAAAGUAGUGAAGGAUUACAACCAGAUAAUGACAUCACUUUCAGCAGAUGAAAAGGGGUUGUUUAUGGAGAGAAUAAGAAGAGUUGAUCGCUUUAUAUGGAUGGGAAAGAACCAACACACUUGGGAUAAUCCUGAUCUAAAAGAAUGGUUGAUAGCUGUUAAUGAAAGCAUGAACAACACCUUUGAUGCUAUUGUAAAUUACAAAAACAUCAAUGGUUCUGUACAAACUCUUUGCAGAGAGAUAGAAGAACUGGAAAUGAUAGACAUCACAUCCAAAGGUAUAGUUAGUGGAGAGUCAUUUAAAUCUCAUCAGAUGGCUCAUAUCAACAAAAUACAGAAGGAAGUAUCUAUCAAAUAUGAACAGAUUAAAGCCUCUGUUUCAAAGCUAAAAGAAAGCUUUACUAAAACAGGGACAAAUGUUGAGGUUCAAUGGAAAAAAUAUGAGCAUAAGAUUGAUGAACGAGUUGCAACAGCCAUUAGAAACGGAAUACUUAGCUCUCUCUUAGGCCUGGCUGAGGCUAUAUCAAGUUCAGGGAAAACAGGACUAACACCAAUGAUGAAGAUAACAAUUAAGCUCAAGGACUCCCAAGUCCAUGUCAGUCCAAAAUUAUCCACAAUUCUGGAUAUCUUUAAGUCCACUCAAGCAACUUUGGUGAAUGUUGCAAGAAAUAUAGGUCAAAAUAAUGGUGCGUGGCAAAGGAUGAUCACUGAAGUAGUUGAAAACAAUCCAGAAUUUCAGGAGGUACAAGAAAACAUUUUUGAUGCCAUUAGAAGCACUACAGGUCAAAUAGAGGAGUACAUUAAAACUUGGGAUGUAUACAAAGACACAUGGGAGCUUGAUCCAGAAAAACUGAAGAAACUGUACAUGGAAACCAGCCCAGAAACUGGAGCAUUUGAUGCGGAUGUAGCAAAAUAUAAGUAUUUGGCAAAAAAUUGCAAGAAACAUGAGGCAGUAGUUUGGAUUGGAUUUGUCCUAGUCGAUUGUUUUCCAUUACAGGAGGGAGUAAUACAACAAUGUGAACAAUGGCAGAACAUUUUUAUUGAAAUGAUGUGUCAAAUGGUACACAAUGACCUUGAAGAAAUUUAUUCAUUUAUUCAGAGUUCCAAUGCAAGCUUAGAAUGCAUGCCUGAAAAUGUUUAUGACUUAAAAGUAUCAAUGGGAUACCACUCAGCAAUCCACCAACAAAUAUCUUGUGAAGAAAGAAAGUUUGAUCAUAUAAAGAAACUUACAGAUGUCAUUAAAAAGUAUAAAAGGGAGCUUGAUUCAGAAGAUGCUAGAAGACUUAAAGGAUUGAACGCAAUUUGGAGCAAUUUCAACACAUUUGUCAGCAAUUCUGGUUCAAAUCUCCAAGCUUUCAGAGAGAAAAGUAGAGAAGAACUAAUGUCUAGAUCUCAUGAUUUUGAAAGACAUGUGAAAACUAUUGUAGAAGAGUACACAUUAUCCGGUCCUUUCGGGGUUUCCUGGAAAAUAGUUGAAGCUUUUAAACAAUUAGAUUUUCUAAAUGAAAAAAUUGUUCUGCUUUCGGCAUCAGACAAGGAAAUAUCUGAUGGUCUGGCAAUUUUUAACUUCCAUAGACCUGUAAAUCAGGAUUUAGUGGAGCUUGAUGGGAAAUUAAAAAUGCUAAGUCUUCUCUGGCAAUUAGCUGAGGCAUGGGAAGAUGUGCACAUGCAGUGGCAGGUUUCUAAGAUUAUUGAUGUAGAUCUGGAGAGAAUGAAGGAAAGUAUUGAUGGGAUGAAUGACAGGAUCAAACAGUUCAAUGAAACUGAUAUUGAUAACAGAUGGGAAAUUUUUUUCCAAGUUAAAAAUCAAAUUCAGAGUUAUGAAAAAAUCAAGCAUCUUAUUACUGUCCUUGUGAAAGAUUCUCUCAGAAGCAGACAUUGGGAGGAUAUAUUUAUCAUAAUAAGAGAUAUUCAACCAAAUGCUGAUGAAAUAAAGAUUGAAAAAGAAAGCCUGAGAAUUCAAGACUUAACCAACCUAGGCUUUGACAAAUGCAUAAAUAGCAUAGAGGAUGUUUUGCAUUCAGCAAAAAGAGAAAUUGAGAUUGAAGAUGCUUUACAGGAAUUGUCAAACUUAGUCAGAGAAAGCAAGAUUAUAACUGAUGUUAAUAAACAAGAUUUUUGUAUAAUCAAAAAUAUUUCUGAAUUGUGUCAACUGUACAAAGAUGCACAUGAAAACUUGAGGGAACUUAAACUUUCUAGGUUUAUUGCACCAUUUUCUAUUCUAGUGGAGGAACUUGGUAAAGAUAUUUCUAUCAUUUUGAUGCUUCUUGAAAAGUUAGAGUGCUCAGAGAAAACAGUACUGGAAGUUAAAGAGAUAUUCUCUGUGUUCUGCAUGAAAAAACAGCUUCCAAGGCAAACCAGAAUUUUAUCCGACACCUUAGAGUUCUGGACAGAUGUUAUAUCACAAAUCCAUACUGAUCCUCGAAUAUAUAAAUUUACAGAGCAGAAGACUCUGACAGCAGGACUGGAUGAUAUGAUAACAUCUCUCCAUGACAUUAGAAAACAAUUAGGAUCUUUUCUUUUAUUCCGCAAGCAGCAGUAUCAUCGUCUUUUCAUUCUUACUGAUGAAGAACUUUUAAAGUUUUUAGCUAGCAAAUCAUGUGAAGAUAUUUCUCCAUAUAUUCAGAAACUCUAUCCAAAUGUCUCCAAGGUGGUUGGAGCAUCAAAAAGAGAUGGCAGUAUUCUAGUUCAGAAAAUCCUAACAAAUGACGGAGAAGUUAUCCAGUAUCAGUGCAAUGCUAGAGAAAAAGAAACCAUGGAGAAUAUAGCAUCAGGAAUUGGAGAACUUUUAGCCAACCAUGUAAAAACACAAAUUCUCUCUUGUCUUCAGGCAAUGAAGAAGAACUUCAAGUUAGAGCAAAUUCUGCGUGACUUCUCUUUUCAGAGCUAUGAAGUAGCAAGAAGGAUUUUUAUAACAACAGAAUUAACAAAACUGUUUGAAUCUACAUCAGGGAAAGAACAAAACUCUAAACUUGUUGAGAUUACCAAAAGGACGGAAGAAAACAUGGAGAAAAUAUCUAGAUUGAAACAGUCUGCAACUGCACAAAAGCAAAAACUGAAACUUUUGAAUAUUAACAAUGUAGAGUUUAGCAUCAAAAUUUGUAUUGUUCGAAUGCAGCGUUAUCAGUAUUUCAAUGACACUGAAAAUUGUCAAACAUUGCCAGAAUGGUUUGCUUUCUUCAAAUUUUACUAUGCUAAGGCCAGACAUGAGAUUGUAAUAAAUCAUGGCUACCAAACAUACACGUAUGGAUAUGAAAGUUUGAAAAUGGAGGACCCUCUUAUAAAUUUUCCAUCAUUCAAUGACAUUUUCCUUGAUUUCUCAUGCAUAGCAAAAGCCAGGAAAUGCUCUUUCAUCAAUGGCACCAUUGGGGAUGGUAAGUCUUCAGCUGUUCAAGCACUAUCUAAUAUACUUGGAAAGUAUUUGUUUAAGUGCCAAGUGGAUUCUAGCAUCAAGAAACCUCAUGUUGGACAAUUUAUAAAGAUACUAAAAAAGGGAAAUUAUAUGGUCCACAUACUGAUGUGGAACUUCUGUGAACAGCAAAUGUCAGCAUUGUCAAAUGAGGUUGUUUUACUGAAAUGCGAAGAACUGGAAAAUUUGAGUUUAUUCCUAACUCUGCAUAUGAAACAAUUCACAGAGGUAAACAUAACAGGAGAUAUUAGGAAAAGUUUUCGUGCAAUUUCUUACACUGAAGAGAACCUACCUAGACUGAUGGAUGCCAAGCUAGCUGUGGAAGGAUUUAACAACUUUGAGCUUCUACGUGCUCGAACAAUGAUACUAGUGAGAGGAUUCACUGGAAUCUACUAUGACACAGGAUCCAAGAUUUGUAAAAGUAUUAUUUUCCAAGUUUUAAAUAAUGCUGUAAGUCUAAUGAGAGAAGAUAAAAACAUGCUCCAGGAGGAAAGUAUACUUCAAUCCUUCUGGCAAUGUUUUGAAAAAACUUCAAGGUAUGAAUUGGCAUUCCCAAUGCAUAAAGCUGUAAAGGACCUGUUUCCAAGGCUAGAAAUAAAAAUGAUGGAAAAACAGAAAGAUGAUCAUGUUCUUUUAAAAAUAGUUGAAACUUUAAGGGAAUGUGAUUUCCCUGAAAAAGAAGAGCUCUUGUUAAAAAUGUACGAGGUUUGGAGAAAGCUAAAUUCUUCAAAUUGUGUAAUGGUUGUUGGUAAAUCAAACACCUUGAAAUCAUUUAUUAUAAAUGCAAUUACAAGAAUUCUGGAGUAUGCUGAAAAAGAUGUUCUGAAAUUGUCCCUGCAUCAAGAAGUAGUUGAGAAUCUUGUAGGUGGAACAGAAAACAGCUCUGAAGUUCUCUCUGCUGAGAUAGGAUUAAAUAGUAUUAAUUCAAGAGGAUCUAAACUUAUCUAUUUUGAUGGCAUUAUGUCGAAUUCUACUACUCUUCUGCUUAAUGAGCUGACAAAGAAAUCUUUUCCCAUUUGUUAUGACAGUGAUGCAAGAAUAAGCCUUGGAGAUAAUGUCAAGAUAGUAUUGGAAACUCAGUAUGUAUCAAAAGAAGACCUCGGUAGAAUACACAACGCUUCAAUUGUCAUGAUUGAAAAGAAUUGUUUGGAUAGUUUUGAAAUGUUAGAAACCAAAUUGAUGAAAGUGUGGAAAAAAGAUUCAUACUUUGACACUUUUGUCCAAAAAAGCAAAAUGUUGCUUGAAGAGUUUGUAGAGUUUUCUACCCUCAACUGUACUCCCCAGAUUGAUUGUGACUUGUACACUAUAGAAACUAAUUUCAUCAGUCUUUUUGAAGGUCUUGUGAAGAUAAUUUUUGAUGCCGAUACUAGGUGGAAGACAAAUGAAAAGUGUAUUAAGAAAAUGGCUUUGUUUUGUUCUUUAUGGGCUGUUUUUCCAACAAUAACAAGUGAAGAUCAGGUUAAGGUUGAUGAUCACAUCCGAUUAAAAGGUUCUGAUGUUCCUGUAUAUGGAACUGUAUUUGAUUUCUAUAUAGACAAAGAGAAUUUGGGUUGGGAGCACUGGAAAAAGAAUAUCAAGGAAUGGAAUUACUCAUCAGAUAUCCCACACUCAGCAAUAUACAUCCAAACUGUUCAGUACAUUAAAUGUGAAUACUUCUUAAACCUGUUGUUGCAACAAGGAAAAAAUGUACUUCUAACUGGGCCUAAAGGAUCUGGGAAGUCAUCUAUAGUAGGAGAGUUUUUAAAACACUUUGACAAAAGCACAUAUCAUAUUAUUCCUAUUCAAGUUUGUCAUAAUACCACUCCGAAAUUAAUCUUUGAAUCAAUCAUAAGGUUCACACAAAAAAAAUCCAAAAAUGAAGUUCAGCCAAUUGGAGGAAAAAAGAUUUUGUUGUAUCUUGAUGAUAGUAAACUAGAUGAUGAAACAGAACUGGGUGAUGCUUUGAAAUUUUUUUGGGAAAAUAAAAGCUGGUUAGUUAAUGGAGAAGUUCUGCAGAUAUCUGAUGUCAUCAUAUUGGCUACAGAAACUAUGGAUUAUUCAAGUAGACCUAGAUAUGUAACAAGCACUAGAAAAUCUUUCCAAUUUAUUAAUUUGGAUGAAAAAUCAGAAAAUGAUAUCAUUUCUACGUAUCAGACAAUUCUGAAGGGAAAAUUUAUGGACUUUGAGGUGAAUAUCAAGUUUUUGACAUUGAGCAUCAUCAAGGGUACCAUAGGAACAUACAAUGAUAUAAAAGAACUAUUUAAAGACAGAGCUGAUAUUUUUACAAAUUUUCAUCUUCAUGAUAUCAAAAAAGUCAUUUGUGGUGUUCUUCGUUCUGACAAAGAUUGUCAUGAUACAAAAUUUGAAGUUGUGCAACUUUGGGUAAAUGAAGUUCUGCGGACAUUCAGAGAUAGAAUGAGAACAGAGGAAUAUGAAUCUGAAAUUGUAGAUAUUGUUAGACUUCAAACAAAGAAAGUUUUUAAUCUUGACUUUGAUACAAUUUGUGAAAAUGAAGAAACAAAUGAGCCACCUAUGUUUGGAAAUAUUCUGGACACUUAUGGUUUCUACACAGAUCUUGACGAUGAUGAGCUUUUGGAUCAUCUUAGUAAGAAAGCUUCAGAAUAUGACCAAGAUAAUCCCAAGCUCAAUUUAAUUUUCAACGAUUAUAUUGUACAAAAUAUUGUCAAGAUAUUGCGUGUUAUUUCUGAACCUGAGGGACACAUCAUUCUUUCUGGAGAAUCAGGAAGAUGUAGACAGUCAAUGAUAAGACUUUCAGCUUAUAUUUACAAGAUGAAGAUUGUCAUUCUUGGAGAAAAAGAUGUUACUGAACAGUCAGUCUGGAGAAAGGCUUUGCGAACAAUCAUUAGAAUAGCAGGGAUAGAAGAUACUUCUACUCUGCUUUAUGUAGCUAUCGGAGAAAUUGAUUGUUCACUGUUCUUAAGAACAUUGUCAACAAUGCUGAGUUUUGGCAUUGAUUCAACUUUGUUUGGCAACCAGGAGAUCUCUGCCAUAGAAAAAAGAAAAAAAACCGAAGAUGAAAAAUCUAAUUUGAGGUUUAUGCAGAUGUGCAAAAAUGUUCUAAAAAAUCUUCAUGUUGUAUUCUCAUUAGAUCUUGGAAACCAUAAAAUAUCAUCCUACUUCAGUCAGUUUUACUUUCUUCUGUCAAAGGUUGUAAUAAACCACAUAAAUCCUCUCAAAAUAGGUGAUUUUCAGCAAAUGGGAUCCAUUGUGCUGGCCUCGGACUCUGAUCAAGAAAGUCUAAAUCUUCCAGAAUCUAUAUCCAACACUCUGUCUUUAAUCUACCUAAAAUCAGAGAGCAAGGUGAAAGAAUACUUAAAGAGAACAGUACUAAGCCCAGCAUCCUUUCAUUCCUUUUUAACUCAUUUUUUGGACCUUGGAAAAAUGAAAACUAAUGAUCGAAGGCUUCUUCAUCAAAAACAUAUUCAAGUAUUUGAAAAUGUUGUACUGCUAGAGAAGUAUGCUGAAGAUCUUUAUGCAAAGGUUAGUACUGCCAAGGAAGUCCUCAAUGAUGCUCAGAAAAUAUAUGAUGAACUGCAGGUACAAAAAAUGCAGUUAAAAAGGGACUAUGAUGAUGUACAAAAGAAGUUGUCUGAUGAGCAAAAACGUUUGCAUGAAGAAAAGACAAAUAUAUCACUAUUAGAAACCUCUUUAAAAGGUGAACUGGAGGAACUUUGGUCUCCAGUAGAACGCAGCAAAAUUCAAUUACAAGAGUUAACAUCUGCUGACAUAAUAGAUCUGUUUGAAAAAGAUUAUCCUGACAGCAAACUAGUUUUUGUACGAGCUAUUUCAAUUCUUUUUUCUGAAGAUCAAGAACUGACUGAAAAUGGAUUCAUAAAGUUGAUCUCAUUUAUGGUUAAUGUUACAAAUGAGUCAUUGACAGAUGCUAUGUUGAUUCCAUUUUUGGAGUUUGUGGCAAAGAACAAACCAAAACAGGAAAUCAUCCAUACCGUUGAUGAUGAUUUUAUAUUAGAAAGUAUCAAGCUGUGGUGUAUCUCUGUAGAAGCAUUUGGUAAGGGCAGAAAAUCCAGCAAUCAGAAAAGGCAGAAGUGUGAACAGCUAAAGAAGAAGUUUGACAUACGUCAGGAUAGCAUUACUGAGGUGAAGCAGCAAGCUUUAUCUUUAGACUUUGACAUGGAUGUCAUAGAAGAAAACAGCUCUGCACAAAUGAAUAUUAUUGAAGAGGGUAUAAAGACUAUUGAGGGCAUUGAGUCUAAAAUAGAAAAAUCAGAAAGAGUGAAAACAUUCCUAGAAUUGGAUUUGAAAUCUUUUCAAGUUCAACAUUCAAGAUUUGAUGAAGAUAUCUUAAAGAUUAUUGGGGACUCAAUACUUUCUACAGCAGCAGUUUCUUUUUAUCCUCCUCUAAAUACUUUCCAAAGGAGAGAAAUUUUCAUGGAUUGGAAGUCAAUUCUAAAUUCCAGCAAUAUAAGGUUCAGUGAAUCACUUGACUAUGUGACCUUCCUCCAUGGGAAAGAUGCUCAAAAUCAAUUUCUUAACAAAAAUCUUGCCUCUUCAAGGAUUUUGCUGGAAAAUUAUUUUAUUCUGAAAAGUAUGACUCGAAACAACAUAAUCAUUUGUGUUGACCCAGACGAUAUUGCGCUACCCAUUUUAUCAGCAUCAGAGGGGGACUCCAGUACAAUUGUUGCCCAUGUUGAUGACAAGCAUUUGAGAAAAAAUGUUGUUCACACUUUAGCACGAGGAGAAACUUUAAUUGUAAGAAAUGCUGAGGAUCGAUAUGAAAAAUUUGUUCUCCCGAUCAAAAGAAGAGUUUUUAAGAAGGAAAAUGAUACAGACUAUAUAAAAAUUUUUGGAAGUUUGUGUCAUUUUAAUGAAAAAUUUAAGCUGAGAAUCUUGAUUUCAGACUUUAAAUUUGUAACAACAGGGUCAAACAUUGUGGUUUUGAAUUUUUCAAAUUGUGAAGAGGAUUAUGAGAGUUUGUUUUUCUCAAUGAUUUCAUCGAAAAAAUCAAGCUCCAUUCUGAAUCAGAAAAACGAGAUGUUUUCUCUCCAAACUAGUGCAGAAGAAACUGUAGACCAAGCAAAGCAAAAGCUUCUGAGAACUCUCUCAAUGCCUCUGGACAAACUUUUAAAAGACAAAAAAACAAUAGAAAAUGUGAACAAACUUGAGGACACAAUUUCAUCAUUUACAGAAAAAUUGCUCUCAUAUGAAACUAAUUACAAAAUAGCUCUGGAAAAUCUCAUGGUUUUCAAACCUUUGGCAAGAUAUUGUGCAAAACUGUUCAUGGAUCUUCUGAGUCUAAAAUAUAUCAAUCAGAUUUACUGCAUACCGUUACAAUACUUCUGCAACCUUGUUGAUGUGAAGGAGGAAGAUGAUGAUGAUGAUGGUACUGAAAGUGAGUUGACUGCAAGUUAUGGCCUUCUUGAGCUGUCUCCAGAUGAGCAUUCUAUUUUACUAAACAUCCUUAAAAAACUGGAAGAAAUGAUGACAACAAAACAUUUUUCCGUUGCCCUUCUGAAAUUGGGAACAUCUGUAGCAUUAUUUAAAAAUCAUGUGACAAGCAAAGAGCUGUCUAUCUUCAAUGAUUAUUUCGCAAAGCUAUCAAAGAACAGUUUCAAUCUUGAAGAAAGUUUCACUGUGUUGCAACAAUUUCUCUCACAAGCGGAGAGCAAGGUUAUCCAUGCAGUAAUGGAAACCAGCCAAAGCAAAAAUUUACUCGUGGAACUGAAUCAAAUACAAGAACUAAGUUUACUGAAGCUGAUAUGUACUGUAAGUGUGUAUGUUCCAAACAAACUUCAGGAGUGCAUUGAGAAGACAGUUGCUCAAAUUUUGGAUGUUGAAAUAUCAGGUCGGGAUAGAUUACUUUUACACUCAAUUGCAAUGGACUCCAAGGGGGAGAACCCCAUCCUCCUGGUAUAUGAUGGGGAGGGAAGCAUGGAGAACACCUUAAAGGAGCUGGCCAGCUAUCAGGGGAUCUGCAGCAACAAAGUUUUUUACAUUGACUGGGAAUUGAACGAACAAGACUUUGCAAGAGUAAUGGAGGAUGCUAUGGAGGACGGGUCCUGGGUUCUGAUCUCUAAUGUUGGGGGAGAACUCUGGAAUUUCGUCAGCUUUAAGCUUUAUCAGAUUUGUCUGGGGGCUAAACUAAACCAAAACUUUAGAAUAUUUUUCAUUGUCAAAUCUCAAGCAGCAAAUACAAUCCCGAGGUUUGUUCUACAGAAUAGUGUUGUGGUCAAUCUGGAGGAACCAAAAAGUAUAGAUGAGCAGUUGCUGAGUCUUCAAGAUGCCUGUCCGGAAACAAUAGGAAAUCAUUAA
Eurytemora carolleeae is the source of this 10863-nucleotide messenger RNA. RefSeq names its product dynein heavy chain 2, axonemal. The coding region runs from base 1 to 10863 and encodes 3620 amino acids. The transcript is spliced from 10 exons. The record is from RefSeq and is a predicted model, not a curated record. Gene Ontology annotation, biological process: microtubule-based movement. Lineage: Eukaryota; Metazoa; Arthropoda; Copepoda; Calanoida; Temoridae. Gene Ontology annotation, molecular function: dynein intermediate chain binding; dynein light intermediate chain binding; ATP binding. Gene Ontology annotation, cellular component: dynein complex.